Molecule: messenger RNA, 3570 nt
Organism: Impatiens glandulifera
Lineage: Eukaryota; Viridiplantae; Streptophyta; Magnoliopsida; Ericales; Balsaminaceae
Product: importin beta-like SAD2 homolog
Exons: 21
Coding region: 119-3427 (1102 amino acids)
Biological process (GO): protein import into nucleus
Cellular component (GO): nuclear envelope; cytosol
Molecular function (GO): small GTPase binding
Source: RefSeq, a predicted model, not a curated record
UAGAUAUCCCCGGUUAAUUUUCCCGCGCAAUAAAAGUACUAUCUUUUAUAACUUUCUGCAGUAUAGCAGACUGAAAGCUAGGGUUCCGUCGUGGAUUCAGAGCAGCAAAUCGAUCGACAUGGAUGCUCAUGCCACUCAGCAUAUCGGCCAGCUCCUCAAUCAGACUCUCAGUCCCGACGGCGAUGUCGUGCGAAGCGCUUCCGAUGCCCUUGACCGCCUUUCUCUCCUCCCAACUUUUUCCUUCUCCCUCCUCUCCAUUUGUACUGAAGGUGAUGAUCCGGGUCAAAGGAUUGCAGCUGCGACAUAUCUUAAGAAUUUCACCAGACGAAGAAUUGAUAUGAACGAUCCAAACAAAAAAUUAAGUAAAGAGUUUAGAAAUGCACUUGUGCUUGCAUUACUCCAAGCAGAGCCAUCUGUUCUGAAAGUCUUGGUGGAAGCGUUCCGGAUCACUGUAAUGACUGAGUUUGUGAAGGAUAAUUCGUGGCCUGAGCUUGUGCCUCAACUACGUUCUGUUAUUGAAAAUAGUGAUUUAAUUAGCACAAAUGGCAGUUGUGAAUGGAGGACCAUCAAUGCCCUUGUAGUUCUCCAGGCAUUGCUUAGACCAUUCCAGUAUUUCUUGAAUCCAAAAGUUGCAAAGGAAUCUGUUCCUCCCCAACUGGAGUUGAUCACAAAAGAAAUUGUUCAGCCUUUGCUUGUCAUGUUUCAUCAGCUAGCUCAAAAGGUUAUAGCUGUCAGUACAAAUGGCAAAGUAGAUGAGAAAACGGAAAAGUUCCUUUUGAUAAUGUGCAAGUGUAUAUACUUUUCUGUCCGAUCGCAUAUGCCGUCUUCUUUGGCUCCUGUCAUUGCCUCACUCUGCCAUGAUUUUUUUGGGAUUUUGGGUUCCCUAAAAUUUGAUCCCACUACUAGUUUGGAAGCUGGAUAUCUGCUGAGACUGAAGUCUGGGAAGAGAAUUUUGCUUAUAAUAUGUGCUCUAGUCACUCGUCAUAGAAAGCUAUCUGAUAGAUUGCUUUCUGGCAUCAUUGAUUCUGUAUCAAGAAUAGUCAAAUACAGCCCUAUUGUCAGUGAGCUGAAUUUUUUAUCAGAGAGGAUUAUUUCUUUAGCUUUUGAUGUUAUUGCACACGUCCUAGAGACUGGCCCAGGAUGGAGAUUACUUUCAUCUCAGUUUUCAUCCAUGCUGGAUUCUUCAAUCUUCCCAGCAUUGGUAAUGAAUCAGAAGGAUAUCUCAGAAUGGGAAGAGGAUCCAGAGGAGUAUAUACGGAAGAAUCUACCAUCUGAAACUGAAGACACAUCUGGAUGGAGAGAGGACUUGUUCACGGCCAGAAAAAGUGCAUUGAACUUACUUGGUGUCAUUGCCAUGUCAAAAGGACCUCCAUUAGCAACUUCUAGUGUGAAUGCACUUUCCUCGAAGAGGAAGAAAGGUGAAAGAAACAAACAAAAGGAUCGUAGUUCAAUGGGUGAACUUUUGGUGCUUCCAUACUUGUCAAAGUUCCCAAUUCCAGCACAUGCCAACAACAGAUCUGUGAACAAUUAUUAUGCUGUUCUUUUGUCUUAUGGAAGUCUCCAAGAUUUCUUGAGUGAGAAGAAAGAUGACUACAUUGCAGCUCUUGUUCAUAAGCGAGUGCUACCACUAUAUAGUCAUCAUACUGUACCGUAUCUUAUUGCCUCUGCCAACUGGGUACUUGGAGAGCUUGCUUCAUGUCUCCCUGAAGAGAUCAGUACGGAUGUUUAUUCAUCCUUGCUUACAGCAUUGAACAUGCCUGAUACGGAGGAUGUUUCUUGCUAUCCAGUGCGGGCUUCAGCUGCUUAUGCAAUUGGUGCACUUGUAGAAAAUGACUACCUUCCUCCUGAUUGUCUACCACUUCUCCAAGUUGUGGUGGGCAGGAUAGCUGUUGAAUCGGAUGAAUCUUCUAUUUUAUUUCAGCUCCUUAGUUCUUUGGCUGAGACUGGAAAUAAGCAAAUUGUGGGUCAUAUGCCAUUUGUUAUUUCAUCAUUGAGUGGUACAAUCUCAAAGUGCAUAAAACAAAGUCCCGAGCCAUGGCCUCAAGUUGUUGAACGAGGCUUUUCAGCAUUAGCAGCUAUGGCUCAGUGUUGGAAUGAGUCUUUGCCUGAAGAAGGUGAACAAAGCAAAGAGCAUGAGGUUUGGUCUUUUGGUCAAGCUACAAUAGCUAAAGCCUUCUCAAUUUUGUUACAAGAAGCUUGGCUCAGACCCAUGAUGGACUUGGGAUAUGAUGUUGCUCCAUUGCUGCCUCCAUCAUGCAUAGAUGAUUCAUCUGCGAUGCUCAAGUUCAUAGCUGAAUCUAUUGUUGACUGCAAUCAAGUACAAGUGCUUAAUAUACCAGAUCUAUUGCUUGUUUGGUCUGAUCUAAUUUCAAACUGGCAUGCCUGGGAAGAAGCUGAGGACUUGUCUAUAUUCAAAUGCAUUAAAGAAACAGUUUUUCUGAACCAAAGAUUUACAUUGAGAAACUUCAUCACAAGAGACAUGCCAACUCCUCCAGCACCACCUGUCCCACAACAUUCUAUUGUAGAAGGCAUUGGUGCUUUCAUUUGUGAGGCAAUUUCCCAGUACCCUUCUGCACUUCGGAGGGCUUCUUCAUGCAUUCAUAUGCUAUUGCAUAUUCCUUGCUACCCUCUCGAAGCUGAAGAUGUCAAGAAAUCAUUGGUGGAGUCAUUCUGCAAUGCUUUGGUUUCUCGAUUUAGAGACACUGGGAACGAGCCUUGUUAUCUAUGGAAACCUUUACUGCUUGCUAUAUCAUCGUGUUAUUUGUGCUACCCUGAAAUUGUUGAGAAAAUAAUGAAGAAAAAUGAGAAUGGUGGUUUGGUGGUCUGGUCAUCUGCUCUCUGUUUACUUGCUACCAGCAGCACUUCGGAAUUUUCUCUAUCGUUGAGUUCAGAGAUCAAGCUCAGUGUGAUGGCGUUAACUAAGAUGGUUGAGCGGCUGGUGAUGCAAGAAGAAAAUAAAGGCGAUGGUCUGUUACAUAAAUGCUUUACUUCUCUGUUGGAGGCAUUAGUGCGUAUGAAACAAGUUGAGGAAGGAGAGGAAGAAGAUGAUGAAGAAGAGGAGGCUGAUAGUGAUGAAGAUGGUGAAGAUAGUGAGGAUGAAGAUGAUGAGGACUCGGAAGAGGAAGAAGUGGAGGAAACGGAAGAGCAGUUCUUGGAACGGUAUGCAAAAGCAGCUACUGAUUUGGAAAACGGAACUCUACUGGAAGAAGGUGACGAUGAAGAUGAUGAAGAAGAGCUUGAAUUGGAUUUUCUGGAGGAGUUCGAUCCUUAUGAUAUCGUAUCAUCAUUGGUCAAGAGAUUUGAAGGAGUUCUUGUCAAGGGAAAUCAUCAUCAACUGUCAAAUGAACUGGUCGACAAUAUUUUGAACGUCUUUCCUGAAUGGGCUGUAUAUUUUCAGCAAUCAACGUCGAUGGCGAUGGAAAGGUAAUGAUUAGCAUAUUUAUUUGUUUGUAAUAUUUCAAAUCUUUUUCAAAAAAAACAUGUUAUAGUAUAGUCAAUUACUUGAUUGUGAGUUAAUUUCCUUUUUCCUAUUUGUGUUGUUCAUUUUAAUCAAACUUUACAAAUCCUGUA